AUGUUCAAGAAAAAAGACAAACCGAAAAGAGACCAUUCUGGAAAAUCUUUGUCACAGUAUGGCCUCUUUGAAGUACCCGAAGAUUUCAACACUGGUCUAGAUGAUGUUCCUGAUGAUGACAAUGAUGAAGAUCUUGAAGCAGAAUUAGCUGCUUUAACAGGUGGUGGUGGUGCUUCAAAGAAACCAAAAAAACCUGCCAGAAAAAUUAUUCCCCAAAGAGAACUUGAUUCCAUGGUAUCAGAAACAUUAAAAGAUAUUGAUGAUGAAGAUGAUGUGUCUGUUGACGAGAAUGAUCCUGAAUUGCUUGGAGAAUUAAAUGCAAUAGCAGGUGAUUCUCCUGAACCAGAAGAAGACUCUCCUUCUCAAGAAACACAACCAACUGUUGCUUCUUCAGACGUUAACAUUCUUACAGAAAGGCUAAACAACUAUAAUAUUUGUGAAAAAAGAGCAAAAGAAUUAGGAGAAAAUAUGAAAGCUAAAAGAUACAAUAGAGCAAUUAAGACAUUAAAAGACCUCCUAAAAAAAGCAAAUGCGGGACAUCCUAUUGACCUGAAUGAUGAAAGCGUCCCUCCUGAUAUACAACCACAUCAAGAUAAACCUGCUACAUCAGUUGUUCCUCAAGUACCAAAGCAACCUACACUUCCCGAACCAUUAUCACCAACAACUACUGAGUCUCCUUUAACUCCAUCUGAAGAAACGCCUUCUUAUGAUCCUGCUACUUUAACUACUCUACUUGAGCGUCAGAAAGCCUAUAAAAUAGCAGCUUUAAAAUACAAACAAUCUGGAGAUGCACAAAAAGCAGUAACAUUUUUGAAAAUCUCGAAGCAAUUUGAUGCCGUCAUUGCAGCUCUUAAAAGUGGCCAACCAGUUGAUCUGUCUAAUAUGCCUGGCCCACCUGAUGAGACUACGACCAUCUCUGAACCUAAAGUUCAGGAGAAUGAAGUUCAACAAAGCGGACCUGAACCAUCGACUAGUGACAAUGCUGCAGAUGGAGGGAACCUUGUUAUGGCUUCUAGUGUGUUGGAAGCUCUGGAACAAAGAUUAGCUGUUUAUAAAGAACAUGAAACCAAAGCAAAAGGUGAAAAUAAUCCAAGUAAAUCUCGAAGGUAUGGAAGAAUAAUUAAACAAUUUGAACAAGCGAUAAAAGCACACAAAGCAGGGAAACCAGUUGCUUAUGAUGAACUUCCAACUCCACCAGGUUACGGGCCCAUACCUGGUGUAGCACCACCUGCUCCUGAACCUGUUGAAGCCCCAGCACCACCUCCUAGACCAACCAGACCUGCACCAAAACCAUCACCAUCAACUGAAAGUGAAGAGAGUAGUGACCAACCUAGUCCAAGUCCUAAAAAAACUGAAGGUAUGGUUCCAAAAUCUACGCAAGCUGACAAGCAAAUGCAGAUUCUUAUAAUCAAACAAAAGCAAUUCAAGUUAGCAGCUUUGGAAGCAAAAAAGAGAGGUGAAAUGGCGCAAGCUAAAGAAUUUUUGAGGCAAUCCAAAGGUUUUGAUAAAUUGAUAGAGGCUUCUAUAGCUGGAUUACCGGUUGAUUGGUCAUCAAUUCCCGUCUCUCCUGAUGCAAAAUCUCAAUUAGAUAAUGAAUAUAACAUAGUUAUGAGCACUGAAAAUGAUGAAGCAGCAGGUAUAGAUAGUGAUUUGUUUGGCCGAUUAGAGAACCAACUUCAAAAACAAAUGAAAAUGUGCCUUACGACCCGUGAUCAUAACAAAGCAAUAGGCGAUAUUCCGGGGAUGAACAGAUUUGAAAGGUUAGCUUUAAACGUAACCAAAGACCUAGAUGUUGUGCGUCUUGCCAGAAAAACUGGACGCGUGCCGAAAUUCCAUUACGAAACUAAGGACUUUUCUAUUGUUAAGUCUUUCACGGAAAUUGGUGAUAAUGAUAUGGAAGUUACUAUCCACAGGGGACUUAAUAUUAAGGAUAAAGAUGUUGAUACUUAUGUUAAAAUGGAGUUUCCGUUUCCUCAGGAAACACCGUUUAUUGAUAAAACGUCAACAAUUAAAGGUACCAAUAACCCAGAAUACCAAAAAACUUUUGUCAUUCCUAUUCAAAGAAAUUCUAGACAGUGUCAGAGAGUGUUUAAAAGACAUAGCAUAAAAAUGGAGGUUUUUUCUAAAGGAUGUAGCUGCUGUGAUACUGGUGGAAGCUGUCAAUGCUGGGAUUCUUUUGUAGAUGGAUUUUGCUGUUUGGGAUUCUUUAGGAGUGAUGUCCUGGUUGGCACUGUAAAUGUUAAGUUGCAGCCUCUUGAAACCCAGUGCGAACUUCACGAAAGUUUUGAACUCAUGGAAGGUAGACGAAAAGUUGGAGGAAAAUUGGAAGUGCAAAUAAAGUUAAGAACGCCAAUUCAAACACAACAAGUUGAACAAAUACAAGAAAAGUGGCUGUUAAUCGAUCAGUAA
Messenger RNA from Psylliodes chrysocephalus, 2409 nucleotides. The record is from the annotation of a GenBank genome assembly. NCBI's taxonomy places the organism in Eukaryota, Metazoa, Arthropoda, Insecta, Coleoptera, Chrysomelidae.